AUGGACAACAUAGAAGGGGUUUUAAACACAGUGCAAGUGGUCUUGGUAGGUACGACGAUCACCAAUUUCCUUCUAAACACUGGUCGUCUUUCACCAGCCAUAGAGUUGUGUAAGGAAUGUUUGAGUUUACUAAACAGUCAGCCGCUUGGUAAGGAUGGACCAAUUACCCACUCAAUUCUCGUCCAACAGGGAAGGUUAAAUUUAUUACUAGCAACUACACUUUACACUCAAUCGAAGUUUGUGGAGGCCAGAAAAUUUUAUGAGAGAGCAAUAAAAAUCAUGAAAACGAAUGACGACGAACCAGGAAAAGCAAUUUGUUACGGAGGCUUAGCAACAUUACUUUAUUCCUUUGGAGAAUAUGACAAAUGUAAAAAAUAUCUGGAGAAGGCCCGUGCGAUUAGAAAGCAAAUUGGUGACAGAGUCGGAGAAGCAGUGUAUUACAGAAAACUAGGAGGACUGUCCAUAUUGCGUGGUAACUAUGACAAGGCACAAGAAUAUAUCAAGAAAGCACUUGCCAUCAGAACACAAAUUGGUGACAGAAAGGGAGAAGGAAUGGAGCAAGGAUUCCUGGGAACAGUGUUCCAAAUGCUCGGUAAUUAUGACCAGGCGCGAAAAUAUCUCGAAAAAGCACUUGCCAUUAGACUGGAAAUUGGCGACAGAGAAGGAGAAGCAGCCGAUUACGAAAACCUUGGAACAGUGUUCCGAUCGCUUGGUAACUAUGACAAGGCACAAGAAUAUUACAAGAAAGCACUUGCUAUCACACUGGAAACUGGUGACAUAAAGGGAGAAGCGAAGAUUUACGGAAACCUAGGAACAGUGCUCCGGUUGCUUGGUGAUUAUGACCAGGCGCAAGAAUAUUACAAGAAAGCACUUGCUAUCAGACAGGAAAUUGGUGACAGAGUAGGACAAGCAGCGGAUUACAACAACCUAGGAGCAGUGUUCCAAUUUCAUGGUAAUUAUGAUCGGGCACAAGAAUAUUACAAGAAAGCACUUGCUAUAAGUCUGGAAACUGGUCUCCGACAGGGAGAAGCAGCGGUAUACGGAAACCUAGGAACAGUGUUCCAAUCGCUUGGUAAUUAUGACAAGGCGCAAGAAUAUUACAAGAAAGCACUGGCCAUCAGAAUGGAAAUUGGUGACAGAAAGGGAGAAGCAGCGAACUACGGAUUCCUAGGAACAGUGUUCCAAUCGCUUGGUAAUUAUACCCAGGCGCAAGAAUAUCACGAGAAAGCAAUGGCCAUCAGAGUGGAAAUUGGUGACAGAGCAGGAGAAGCAUUGGAUUACGGAAACCUAGGAACAGUGUUCCAAUCACUUGGUAAUUAUGACAAGGCACAAGAAUAUUACAAGAAAGCACUGGCCAUCAGAAUGGAAAUUGGUGACAGAAAGGGAGAAGCAGCGAAUUACGGGUGCUUAGGAACAGUAUUUCAAUCGCUUGGUAAUUAUGCCCAGGCGCAAGAAUAUCACGAGAAAGCAAUGGCCAUCAGAAUGGAAAUUGGUGACAGAGCAGGAGAAGCAGUGGAUUACGGAAACCUAGGGACAGUGUUUCAAUCGCUUGGUAAUUAUAAAAAGGCGCAAGAAUAUUACAAGAAAGCACUGGCCAUCAGAAUGGAAAUUGGUGACAGAAAGGGAGAAGCAGUGGACUACGGAAACCUAGGGACAGUGUCCCGAUCACUUGGUAAUUACAAUCAGGCGCAAGAAUAUCACAAGAAAGCACUGGCCAUCAGAAUGGAAAUUGGUGACAGAGCAGGAGAAGCAGUGGAUUACGGAAACCUAGGAAUAGUGUUCCAAUCCCUUGGUAAUUUUGACAAGGCGCAAGAAUACCACGAGAAAGCACUGGCCAUCAGAAUGAAAAUCGGUGACAGAGGAGGAGAAGCAGCGGAUUACGGAUGCCUUGGAUCAGUGUUCCAAUCGCUUGGUAACUAUAAGCAGGCACAGGAAUAUUACGAGAAAGCACUGGCCAUCAGAAUGGAAAUUGGUGACAGAGAAGGAGAAGCAGCGGAUUACGGAAACCUAGGAACAGUGUUCCGAUCGCUUGGUAAUUAUGACCAGGCGCAAGAAUAUUACGAGAAAGCACUAGCUAUCACACUGGAAAUUGGUGACAGAGCAGGAGAAGCAGCAGAUUACGGGAACCUAGGAACAGUGUUCCAAUCACUUGGUUAUUAUAACCAGGCGCAAGAAUAUCACGAGAAAGCACUGGCCAUCAGAAUGGAAAUUGGUGACAGAAAAGGAGAAGCAACGGAUUACGAAAACUUAGGGAGACUGUUUGCAACACUCGGUGAACAUGACAAGGCUCAAGAAUAUCUCGAGAAAGCUCUACGUAUUAGAAAGGAACUCUGCAACAGAAAUGGAGAAGCAAGUUGUUAUGCAAACCUAGGAGCUUUGUUUCUGUCACUCGGAAAAUACCCUAAGGCAGAUAAAUAUCUAGAGCAAUCAUUGGCAAUAGCAAAGGAAAUUGGCGACAAACAUAGAGAAGCAGAAGUUUAUGGUCAUUUUGGGAUAAUUUCUCAUCAUCUUCAUGAUUAUGAAAAAGCUCAAGAAUAUCACAAGAAAGCCCUUGCAAUCUAUGAGGAAAUUGGCGACAGAAAGGGAGAAGCAUUCGAGUACGCAAAUUUAGGGGAAUGUUUCCAAUCGCUUGGCAGAUAUAAUGUGGCCGAAAAAUACAUCAACAGGGCGCUAUUAAUAAGCAAGAAUACUGAACAAAACUUGAACGAAUAUGGGUGCCUUCGUCAACUGACGGUGUUGAAGCUAUCACAAUUAAAUCUCAAGGAAGCCAUGUCGUAUCUUUCUCAGUGUAUUGGAAAAUUCGACACAUUGCGAGGUUUCCUUAAAGAUAACGAUCAGUUUAAGACUUCUCUUUUGGAGAAGUACGGCAAUUUUCCUUAUAAGUUGCUCAGCAACUUGCUUUCUUAUACCGGGAAGCCAAGAGAUGCUCUUUAUGUUGAAGAACUGAGACGGGCAAGAGGCCUCGCCGACUUAAUGGCAACCAAGUACUCUGUAGAAGAGCUGAUCUCAGGCAAUCCACAGUCAUGGCAUGGCAUUCACAAUAUCAUCACAAAAGAAACAGACUGUACAUGUCUUUACAUUUCAAUUGAAAAAGAACAUGCACGGUACUGGAUUCUCAAAGCAUCAGGAGCCAUUCAUUUCUCACGAAAGAAAGUGAGUCUGGAGCAACGCGUGGUGACCAAAUUAGUUCCUAAUUUGGAUGAGUUUUUCACAGAAAGCUUUCGCAGCCUUGGAAUUUUACCCCAACGGAAUUGUGAAGAUCGAUCAUUAGAUGACACCGAAUCGAUGCCACCUCACUAUGCCGAUGACAAUCACGGGCUCCUGCGUGAUUAUGAUCCAAAAGAUUUCAAAACGAAUCUUCGGUCGUGUUACGAGAUAAUCAUCGCUCCCGUGGCCAGUUUACUGAAGGAGCCCGAGAUUUUAAUUGUCCCUGAAUCCUGUAUGUACCAAGUCCCAUUUGCAGCCAUCAGUGAUGAAGGAGGAACAUAUUUAGUAGAUACUUUCAGGAUCCGCGUCGUUCCCUCUCUGACGACUCUAAAGCUGAUUCGGGACAGUUCCCCCGACUACCACAGUCAGAGAGGAGCACUGAUAGUGGGUGAUCCUAAGGUUGGCGAGGUGCUUUUGAAAGGAAAACGCAGGAUCAUAACAUCAUUGCCAUGUGCAAGAAAGGAAGCAGAGAUGAUUGGACGACUUCUUGGAGUGACACCUUUGACUGGAGACCGUGCAACAAAGAAGGCAGUUCUUAACGCAAUAAACUCAGUAAGUCUGAUUCACUUUGCUGCCCAUGGUGAUGCCGAAAGAGGAGAGAUUGCUCUUUCUCCUAAUUGCCCCACCGACUUCAUUCCACAAGACGAAAACUUCCUUUUGACGAUGGCGGACAUUUCGCAAGUUCGGCUGCGAGCUAAACUGGUUGUACUUAGCUGUUGUCACAGUGCACGUGGGAAGAUUAAAGCCGAGGGAAUUAUUGGAAUCGCUCGAGCGUUCUUAGGAUCUGGUGCUCGUUCAGUGUUGGCGGCACGGUGGGCCAUAGAAGACACAGCCACGGAGGAAUUCAUGAGAUGUUUCUACCAAAACUUGUUCCGCGGUAAAAGUGCAAGUGAAUCCCUUCACGAGGCCAGGAAAUGGUUGAGAAAGAACGGCUUCGAAAAAGUUUCUCAGUGGGCUCCCUUCAUGCUUAUUGGCGAUAACGUGACAUUUGAUUUUGAAAACUGGCUAGUGUCUAAAACAUCCAAACAGCCAUGA
Pocillopora meandrina is the source of this 4242-nucleotide messenger RNA. Lineage: Eukaryota; Metazoa; Cnidaria; Anthozoa; Scleractinia; Pocilloporidae. The record is from the annotation of a GenBank genome assembly.